GUUAGGUGUCACAUAAUCUGUCAUUCCACAUAUAAACAAUACGGCGUGCGAAUCUUUCAAGUGAUUUCACAUAAAUUCCUUCCAAAAUACCAUUCCGUGAACGCCCAGUCAUACUAUUUUGCGUAUUCUAAAACCAAAAGCCGCCAGUAACAAUGCCGAAUAGUGUAGACUCGUCUAAUGACUCUUCGGAACAGGAGCGUGUCAAACGUGCAAAGUCGGAAAAGAAAAGGGAGAAAAGAAAAUUGGUCGAAUCCAGAGCCGACACGAAGCCCGGUUCAACCGCCGUCUCCAACCACACACUGGACACUUUUCUGGAUGCUCGAAAACAUAUAAAGACUGUUCGCGACAAGUCGACCGUACAGCCAGUGAAAAUCAGUUCCGAUGAAGAGGUGUGGAUCUUCCAGUGUCCGAAAAACAUCGAGACCGCGGACUUACUUGGCCGCAAAAUUGUUCUGCCUCAACCGAUGCAGAUCAUCCAAUCGAAGCGAGGAAACAUGGAGUUCGAAUGUAAAUUAGAGUUGACAAAGCAGGAACAUCAUUUAACGGUGAUUUGCCCGACGAACGGAUACCCGGAAGCUGUAAGUGUGAAACAGGCUGGAAUGAUAUCGAUUCGUGAGCGAAUCAAGUUACCUGAACCGAAAGAAAACGGAAGCAUCGAUACGAAUUCCACGGAUAGACAGUUUUUCUAUCCCACCAAUCUCAAGAUACGUCAUCCCUUGCUCGGUGUCAAUUUCGACAAUAUUGCAAUCAAACAGGAGCGAGAUACAGAUUCCAUCCGAAUUUCACCGAAAAAGAAGAGAAGCAUUGGACAUACCAGCAGCGAUAGAAUCAGAAUCAAGCAGGAACCCGACGAUGAGAUGGUCGUAUUAUCCACGAAAAAAGAUAAGAAGCGCCACAAACGUCCGAGAGAAAGCGUAGAAAUUAAAUUGGAGCCUGACGAAGAGGUUCAGCCAUCGAAGAAACAUAAGUCGAAUAAGAAAAUUCGAUCCGACGAAGACACAAUCGGUCACAUUGCAUCUCCAACGAAACACAAAAGGACAUCGAUAAAAAUUGAACCUGACCUGGUCUAGGGACGCAAGCUCAAAAAAUCGAAUUGUUGCCAGAAUGCUACGUUGCUUCACGGGCUCUUUGCGCUGUAAAAUGGUUUAAAGUGUGUCCUUCUCCUUCAUACAAUGUACAAUUGUAGACGCGCGAAAUGCAACGAUUUUUAUUAAAGAACAUUUGUUAUGAA
Bradysia coprophila is the source of this 1231-nucleotide messenger RNA. RefSeq lists its product as uncharacterized. The record is from RefSeq and is a predicted model, not a curated record. Gene Ontology annotation, biological process: transcription by RNA polymerase I. NCBI's taxonomy places the organism in Eukaryota, Metazoa, Arthropoda, Insecta, Diptera, Sciaridae.